AUGGUGACUACCGAAUACAAGUUCGAGGGAUGGAUGGGCCUCGACCCGUCCUCGGUCGAGGGCAACAUGGUCUGGAGGGAGUUCGAGCCCAAGCCGUGGGAGGAGACGGACGUGGAUAUCAAGAUCACUCACUCGGGCAUCUGCGGCUCCGACCUCUCGACGCUGCGAUCCGGCUGGCGCGAGGCCCCCUACCCCGUCGUUGUUGGCCAUGAAAUCGUCGGCGUGGCCGUGCGCGUGGGCUCCAAGGCCGAGGGCGGCAUCAAGGUCGGCGACAUGGUCGGCGUCGGCGCCCAGUCAGACUCGUGCCUGGGCCGCGACGGCCCAUGCGAAGCGUGCGGCAACGAGUGCGAAAACUACUGCUCGCAGGUCGUCAUGACGUACGCGUCCAAGCACCGCAACGGCGCGCCCACGCUCGGCGGCUACGGCCGCUACCAUCGCUGCCCAUCGCACUUCGUCAUCAAGAUCCCCGACGGCGUGGCCCCCGAGCACGCGGCCCCGAUGCUGUGCGCCGGCGUCACCGUCUACUCGCCCCUCAAGCACUUUGGCGUCGGGCCGGGCAAGCGCAUCGCCGUCAUCGGCAUCGGCGGCUUGGGACACUUUGCCGUGCUCUUUGCAAAGGCGCUCGGCGCGGAUGAGGUUGUGGGCAUCUCGCGCAAACAGAACAAGAGGAAGGACGCGAUUGACCUUGGCUGCGACGACUAUAUUGCCCUGGACGACGAAGAGGGCUGGGCCACCAAGCACAAGAACCGCUUCGACCUCAUCCUUAGCACCGUGUCGUCAACCAAGAUGCCCCUUGGAGACUAUAUCCGCCUCCUCAAGUUCGAGGGCACCUUCGUCCAAGUCGGCCUUCCCGAGGGUCCCGUCAGCCUGGCCCUGGGGUCCGUCAUGGGCGGCCGCCGCACGCUGACCGGCUCGGCCAUAGGCAGCCCCAGGGAGAUUUACGAAAUGUUCAAGCUGGCGGCCGAGAAGAACGUCCAGCCGUGGAUCGAGAAGCGGCCCAUGCAGGACGCCAACCAGGCCAUCGUCGACAUGGAUGCUGGCAAGCCUCGCUUCCGGUACGUGCUGGUCAACAACUGA
Hirsutella rhossiliensis is the source of this 1077-nucleotide messenger RNA. RefSeq names its product alcohol dehydrogenase groES-like domain-containing protein. The record is from RefSeq and is a predicted model, not a curated record. The coding region runs from base 1 to 1077 and encodes 358 amino acids. Gene Ontology annotation, molecular function: zinc ion binding; alcohol dehydrogenase (NADP+) activity. The transcript has 3 exons. NCBI's taxonomy places the organism in Eukaryota, Fungi, Ascomycota, Sordariomycetes, Hypocreales, Ophiocordycipitaceae. Gene Ontology annotation, biological process: alcohol metabolic process.